Molecule: messenger RNA, 2277 nt
Organism: Corylus avellana
Lineage: Eukaryota; Viridiplantae; Streptophyta; Magnoliopsida; Fagales; Betulaceae
Product: CDT1-like protein a, chloroplastic
Biological process (GO): DNA replication checkpoint signaling; mitotic cell cycle; DNA replication preinitiation complex assembly
Cellular component (GO): nucleus
Molecular function (GO): DNA binding; DNA polymerase binding
Source: RefSeq, a predicted model, not a curated record
GCCAAAAUUUUCCCUCUUGCCUGCGCUUGCACAUCUUUCCCAAGUUAAACCCUCAAAAACGAAAUCAUAUUAGGGCUGUCAAUUCGUCCCAAUUUUUUUCACAGGGAUUUCUAUAUUGUUGCUUCUUCCUUAACUGUAAUAUUGUUAAAGAAUGGAUCAACGGAUAUGUGAGGAAGACAGGCAAUUGGAUUUUAAGUGUAAAAAAAUCCUUCAUAGAGUUGAGAAAUCAACUGCCGUGUCUCCUGCCCAUGUGCAAAAACCAGGAAUUCUUGCAACGCAGAAUUUGGAACUUAAGAUUGCAUGUCAGACACCAGAGAAGACCAAUGAGCCUUUACAUACCAAAUUCAAGGAUGGAGAUGUAAAUCUUCCAGACAAAUUUAAGAUUAUAUCAGAGUUCUUUGAUGGCAUGAACUGUUCAUUUAGGUUGCUUAGCCUGUGUAAAAGGUUACCUACCUUCCAAAAUAUCUCUGCUCAGGUGGAAGUUUUGAAAAAAAGAAAAUUUAUGUACAGCCAUCUUGCUCAGAUAAAAUAUAUACUUCCUGAAGCCAUUCAGAUAGAAAAGAUUCUCGUGCAUGACAAGAAAACCUUAUGCAUGAAGCCAGACAUGAAGAUUGGUCUGCAAUUUGACGUUGUAAAAGGUCACUCUGAAUAUUCUGACUUUUUGGCUCUGCAGCAACUUUUUGCUUCUAGGCUUCUUAGUUUUUUAACCAAGCACCCUCAGAAGGCUUAUGAUGUUCCAGAGGCCAUGUUGCCAGAACCGUUUAGCCAACAAAGUCAGAUCCUUGGUCCAGAGCAAUUGACUGCAGAUUCUUUUAUAGAAUCGCAAUCAACUUCCAUUGAAUGUGAGGCCUUGUCAGAAAAAUUCCAUCUAUAUCCAUCUUUAACUAGACACUUCUCUCAGAAGGCUGUUGGUGCUGAAACAGAAAAAACCCAGCCCUUGGCAUCUCCUGUACCUCUGUUGUCCGUCAGCUCUAAUAGUUUGAUUAACCAAGAGAGUAUAAUUGGGCAGCAGAGGGGAAUGACUGGUGUAUGUUCUAAAUUCGAUGGUGUAACUAACCAAAAUAUCGAGAGUGGGCAACACAAAGAAUCUCCUGCUACAUGUUCGGUAUCCACCAUUGUUAACUCCCCUAUACAACAGAUCAAGUCUUCAAGUACUCCUAUUGGCAAGCUUGGCUCAUUUGUUGAUUGUUUAAUGCUGCAAACACCUGCACAGUUGACACCAAGGAGAUCAAUGCCUAGUUGUGAGGACAAGCUUAAGACCCCGACCAGCCAAAAGUUGACGUCAUGUGAGAAGCCUGCAAAAAGGGCUCUAGACUUUUCAGGCUUAGAACAUAACAAGAGCGAAUUGGAUUCCAUUGUGAGUGAGUCAGGGUGCAAGAAUGCUGUACAUGAUGACAUUCUUCAUACUAAAGAAGGAAUUUUCAAGGAUGGGAAUGUCGCUGGUUCUCUCCCACUACUCCAAGAGGUAAAAGAGGGACUUUGUUGUUUUGAUGAUGUUUGCCAGAAGAGUCAAACAGGUGUAACAAUGAGCCAUUCGGUGUCUUCUUGCUUGCCUGAACUAGUUGCUCUGAUCCACCAUAUAUUCAAGUCUGUCAACUGCUUGUCAAUAACAAAAGAGGAGCUUGUGCACAAGAUAAUUAUCAACAGUUUUGAUAUCGUUGAGAGGAGAGAAGUUGAAGAACAGAUUGAGCUUCUUGAAAGGCUGGUUCCAGAUUGGAUCUACAGGAAGUUAACAACUGGUGGAGAAAUUAUGUACAGCAUUAAGAAAGUGCCAGAUCUGGAUUCAGUUCGGGCAAGGCUUAGCACAUGAAGUGUGUCAAGAGAUAUCUGUUCCUUUUCAAGGGGUAACUCUUCAGGAGAUUCCUCUUCAAGAGGUUCCACUUUGGAGGAUUCCUUUCCAGGAGAGCUUUGUACAGAAAGUUUGGAUUGAUCAAUUUUCGUUGCCUAUUUUGUGGGUAAGACAUCUUCAGUAGCACCGAUUUCAUUUCCUUGUACUUUUCUCUUUCGGGGAAUCUUAUUCAUUGCACCAAUAGGUCUUCCAUCCUUCAGGCGUGCCUUAGACUCAUUUGUUGCUGUAUUAAUUGAUUGUCCUACAGAGACUUUUAUCUUUGUUAGAGUAUUAGCAGCUAGAAUAUGAGACUUAGCUAUUUUCUUGUUGUCAGUAAAUGCAUCCGGCAAUUAAUUUGCAAUAUUUUGCAAAUGAAUGAUCUUCUGAACUUCUAGUUCACAUUGAUUUGUACGAGGAUCAAAAUGAGAUAACGUCGAAUUAUUCCAAGU